This is a messenger RNA of Atta colombica, 1161 nucleotides long. RefSeq names its product neurotrimin (gene DIP-gamma). The transcript is spliced from 10 exons. NCBI's taxonomy places the organism in Eukaryota, Metazoa, Arthropoda, Insecta, Hymenoptera, Formicidae. The record is from RefSeq and is a predicted model, not a curated record. Bases 1 to 1161 code for a protein of 386 amino acids. Gene Ontology annotation, cellular component: neuron projection.
AUGAUCAAGUCAAAUCCUAAAUUCAAGGAACCAAUAGCCAAUGUAACCGCGCCGGUGGGAAGAGAAGCUAUUCUUUCCUGCGUAGUUCAAGAUCUCGCCGGAUAUAAGGUGGCAUGGCUGCGUGUCGAUACGCAAACUAUUUUGACGAUAGCAACCCACGUGAUCACGAAGAAUCACAGGAUCGCGGUUUCCCACAGUGACCACCGAACGUGGUUUCUUCACAUACGGGAAGUACGGGAGUCCGAUCGAGGCUGGUACAUGUGUCAAAUAAACACGGAUCCCAUGAAAAGUCAGAUUGGUUAUCUCGAAGUGGUCGUGCCGCCUGAUAUUCUGGACUAUGACACCAGCACGGACAUGGUGGUGAUGGAGGGACGAAACGUGACUCUGCGUUGCGCUGCGACGGGUUCCCCGGCGCCCAACAUUACCUGGCGGCGCGAGGACGGUCAGCAAAUUCAGCUCGGGAACGGAGAGGAAGUUGCGAGCGUGGACGGCCCGAGCUUCAAUAUCACAAAAGUGAACCGACUACAUAUGGGUUCCUAUUUAUGUAUCGCAUCCAAUGGCGUACCCCCCUCUGUCAGCAAAAGAAUAAUGCUCACUGUGCAUUUUCCACCAAUGAUCUGGGUUCAGAAUCAAUUAGUCGGCGCUCAAGAAGGACAGAAGUUGACUCUGGAAUGCUAUUCAGAAGCAUUCCCGAAGUCUAUCAAUUAUUGGACCAGAGAUCAGGAUAAGAUUGUGCCUCAAGGAGGAAAAUACGAUCCAGUGCUGAAAGAUAACGCGUACAAAAUACACAUGAGGCUGACGAUAAACUCCGUCAGUCCAACGGAUUACGGGUCGUAUAAAUGUGUGUCUAGGAACUCGUUGGGCGAUACUGACGGCAGCAUUAAGGUCUAUCCAAUAUCGGGCUCCAAUUCCAGCAUCACCAAGUACAAAGGUAAAGCAAGACAUAAUUCAGGGAACAAUAAUAUCCUGGAGGGAAAUCAAGAUAUGCUAAAGGAACGAGAUUUGAAACUACGAGGUCGAAAGGAGAACGGCGGCGACGUAGCGGACUAUGAUGAAUCCAGCGCUACCAGCAACGGUAGCUCGUUGCUGCUGGUGAUUCUUGUCGCGCUGUGCCUGUACCUCCAUCAUCAUCCGCAGAUGCGAACGUUACAUCCGGCCUGA